Aedes albopictus (Asian tiger mosquito) is the source of this 14246-nucleotide messenger RNA. Its product is annotated as protein Shroom. Gene Ontology annotation, cellular component: apical plasma membrane; apical junction complex; adherens junction. The coding region runs from base 1724 to 7321 and encodes 1865 amino acids. Gene Ontology annotation, molecular function: actin filament binding. The transcript has 12 exons. Gene Ontology annotation, biological process: actin filament organization; cell morphogenesis. NCBI's taxonomy places the organism in Eukaryota, Metazoa, Arthropoda, Insecta, Diptera, Culicidae. The record is from RefSeq and is a predicted model, not a curated record.
GGUGUGUGCAAAACUCAAGAACGUGAAAUUCGCGAUCGCGCUGCUGCCUCCGCGCGGGCAAUGGAUCUUGAUGUUGGAUGCGUGCGCGCAUGUGUGAGUGUUGGACUGCGGCAGUGGCAGUGAACCUAGAAGAGAACCUAGGGCCGCGAUCGCGACUUGAUCGCGUCCGAAAGUACGAAACCCUUUUUCUGUGCGUUUGAAGGCGACAACAAUUCGUGCAAAGGUGGAAUUUCGCGGCCGCCGAAUCGUUCGGCAGUGAUCGCCGAUUCUCAGUGACACCGUGUAUUGGUGGUGAUCGUUGGUGCGCAGUGAAGGAAUGUGAAUCAUACGGAGCUGAAUAACGAAUUCUUGUGUCCCGUAGCGAGGUGGACGUAUUUUGCAAUCGCAUCAGUUCAGUUGUCAUCGCUCGCAGUCGAUUCUUGUUGGGGCUCUGUUUUUGUUCCACAUUCUGUGUGUUAUUUUGUGCUUAUAACAUGCAUAAGCAAUAUACGGUCACCGCAUAACUGCCGGACAGGUAUCAAGUGAAGUGAAGAAGAAAACAGAAGAAGGAAAACCCAUCGAACCAUCGCAACCAAAUGAAUGUGCAGUAGCAGCAGCAGGCAGACGAUUUUAGUGGUUGGUGAUCGUCGUCGUCAUACAUGCAGUGAGUGUGGUUUGCUUCGAAUUGGUAUCGAUCAAUACCUAGGCAAAAAGCCGGGAGUGAAGGCGUUUUGUAAAUACUUGGAGUUUUCAAAGUGUGAACAGUGUGGUGGGCUACGAUCGCGGAGCGAUCGAUCGCCACAUUAGUAAGAGGUGUGAAGAAUUUUCCCAAACAAUUUGCUCGAGCGGCUAGUUCGGUGGAUGUUUACACUAAUUGGCUGAAUUGUUAGUGCAGUGAAUGGUUUCGGCCAAGUGCGGCAAGUGGAUUGUUUUGAAAAUAGCAAACACCAGGCGAGGAGAGAUAUUCGGAGAGUGGACUUAUUCAGCGAAGGCAGAUUGAAGUCGUCAACCUUGCGAGACGAAAAGUGCUAUGCUGACUUGCUGGUGCUGGUGCUGCUGCUGCCGCCGGGGAGGCCAAACAAGAUCACCCCCUUUCACCCUAACUACAUCUAAUGCAUAAUCACCGAGUCGCACAAAGUCGCGCGGAUCGUCGUGGAUCGGCCGUCGUCGUCGUGUUUGGCGGCGAAAUUUGAUUUAAUUAAGCGCCUUGCGCACGGAGCCCGUGGAAAACAAUAGUCCUCUCCCCCAUUACACGACGCCCUGUUUCUCAUCCCCAGUGUGAGGAACGGGGGAGGCAAAAGUGCAAGGGGCAACAAUUAUCACACCCCCCAACCCGCUUCGCAUUCGCAUGGGACAGGAGAGGUCCGGAAAGUGUUGUGAGAAGUGCGCGCACGCUCGCGCGACCGAGCGUCUCUUAAAGAAGUGCGAAAAAAGGUCAAACCCUGGCGCUGGAUGUGAGUAAGUGGAGUUAGGAAGAAAGCUCAGCGUGCGUGUGGGGAAAAAAUGCUCCCCUUUGUGCAAUCAACUCGAGAGUUCCCUCCGCCGCCGUGUGUAUGUGAAUAGCGCGCAUGGAGCGCUCAAAAAGUUUUUAAGGUUUUCUAAAAAAAAGUCUCAAAGAAGUAAGCAAACGCGCUGAAUGUGGAAGAAGCAGAAGAAGAAAAAGUUUGCGAAUGUGUACAGUGUGGAGUGUUAGUGUUUAGGCUUGUUCGUUACGGGAUAAGAUAUCUCGGCUUUAUACUAAACAAUGGAUCGGUUUAGUGUGAACAACAACGGAUCGACCGUUGGCGGUGGUGCGACUUCCACUUCAGGUACUCAGGUCGUCAAUAGCGGCGGCUCUGGUGUCUCUGGUAACAAUGCUGCCGCCAGUACCAACAACAGCACCAACGUCGCUAAUAAUAGCAACAACAGCGCCGCCAGCAACAACAACAACAACAACAAUGGUGUGAAGUUGCGCCCUGAUCGCGGUGGUAAUGCGUCCAUUGACUCGACGCUUUCAUCGGCCUCAUCUUCGGCGGUGUCCGGAAUUGCAUCCAGCUAUCGGCGGUCGUUUCAUCACCGGCUGGGACCGGGCAGUGCCAGUGCAACGUCCGAUUACAGCAUGUCCACCGUGGCCGAAUCGAUACAGGACGAACAGCACCCGGGCUCAAAUGGCGGCGGCGGUGGAAUCGGUACGCAAGGUGUCGGUGGCCACCAUCACCUUCACCACCCAGCGAUGGCGGCAGCUGGACCUACCGCGAAUCACAACACACCGGGACUACCGGGGAUGAUGAUGCUACCGCCACCACCGAACAACAGCAACCUAACGCAGGCCGGACUGGAGGAGUACAGCCGGUCCUACUACGAACAAACCGUCCAGAUGUACCACCACCAGAAGCAGUCGUCCUAUGCCCAAUCGGAGGGCUACCAUAGCUACGUGUCCAGUUCGGAUUCCAGCUCGACGCCGUUUCUCGAUCGAUUGCGUCAGGACAGUGAACUGCUCCUGUCUCGGAACUGGUCCCAGCAGCAGAUGUCCUCGUCCAGCAGUAGCAGCAUCGCGGACAACAACAGCUCGGAGAGCACCUCUUCGACGGAGACGCUCAAGUGGCUCGGCUCGAUGAGCGACGUUUCGGAGGCCAGCCACGCCACCAGCAUGUCCGCCCUGUCCAGUGCCGGUUCCAGCUCGCAGCUGAUUGCGCACAGUUCACGCGUCCGGACACCUCAGCGCCACAAUUCGGAAAGCAUCCUGUUCAUGACGAGUGACGAGCAGCAGCAGCAACAUUUGCUGCACCACCAGAACUUGCUCGGUGGUGGCAACAACUCCAGUCAUCCAGUGUCCACUUCGGCGUCGAUGGGAUCGCUCCAUCACCACAAUCACCAUUCGCCGCAUCUGAGCAAUGGCCUGCAACAGCAGCACCAACAGCAACAGCAACAACAAUCAAGUCCCACCAGUUCCAGCUCCGGAGGAUCACCGGUGGGCGAAGAUCUCCGGUAUCAGCACAGGACGGCGUCCAACGCUUCGCUGGCAUCCUCGAAUGGGACGGGGAGCACCCACAGCAACAGCAGCAACCAGAGCAAUUCGGUCCGAUCUAGUCGUAGCAAUAAUCGGCUGUUUCCCAUCAGCACCUACACCGAGAUUCCUAGUGGCAGCGGCGGCAGUGGCAACGGCGUCGUCGCCAACAACGUUAGCAACAGUAGCAGUAGUGUUAGCAAUAGUAUUAGCAGUAGUAGCGUAAAUCAGAGCGGUAGCCAACCGACGACACCGAGCGGGACGGUGAAUCUGGUCGAUGGAUCGAAGCAACUCAGUCCGCACAAUUGGCAAUCGGUAGCCGAGCGCAUCAACGAGCUUGAAAAGCACCAACAGCAGAGUCUGUCCAUGCUCAACAACAGCAACGGCAACAGCAAUAACGCCCACACAAAUCCUUCCAAGAAUCUAAGUCAACAGCUGGCAGCGGCGGCACCACCCACGGUCACAACUCCCUCCAAACCGCUGCACCAAAAUCCCCCGAAGUAUACGUAUUUCGACCCGUCCAAAACGCAUCGGGUUUCAAACCCAUCGCUAAAAGCGUUCCAGAAAAACGCUGUGAUAUCCUACUUCGAACGACAGCAGGCCCACGCCCGCGAAAGUAACCACAACCUCUCGCGGCCGACGACCCUCAACCUGAACCAUUCGUCCGGUUCACCCCCUUCCUUAAAGUCGGCCUCGCAACGUUCCUCCAUUUCAAGUGCGUACGGAUCAUCCGGUAGCACUAUGGACCUCACCCCAUCCUCGCAAUCGCCGAUCGUCGGCAAUUAUCACCACCAUCCGAGCAUCGUUGUCCAACAGCAGCUGGACAAGAUCGCUGCCAACAAUCUCCGGAACCAGCUGGCUUCCGUCCACACGAUGAAUCUCCUGAACAAAGUUCAAUCCUCCCCGUCGCAAGUCAUUGAAUCGCAAAUGAUCAGCAACGCCACGCUGAUCCUCGGCGAUCAAACCGCCGAAGAUCACCACCAACAAGCGGAUGCCAAUGGAUCUCCACCGCCGCCACCUCCACGAUCGCGUUCGAUCGGAAUACCCGGGCUGAACAGCAGCGCCACCAUGUCAACGGCAGCCGUCGCCACGCACGCGGCCCAUCUGGCCGCCACGGUUCGAAGGACCUCUUCGGCGUCGGAAUACUCAUCUAUUCGUGACAAAAUGGUGCAACAGCGGCAGCAGCUGUCCAAGGAUCUUCUCGGACCGAUGAUCAUGGGACCGAUCAUCGCUCUGGACGACUGGGUCCCAGAAAGACCUCCCAAAAACCCCAUGCUCCGAAUACCCAGCCCAGAACUACCCCCACCGCCACCGAUGAUGAGCCCAACCGAAGACGUGAUUCUCCUAAACCAAGACGAACCGCUCCCGCCACCUCCACCGGAAAUCCUCCGACACAUUCGCCAACUCAGUGACUCCGGAGAACCCAAAUCUCAAACCACAAGCCGUCGCAACAGCUUCGCCGGUCAAACCAACAAAAAGUCCCUAUACCGAGCGUCCACCAUCGAGAACCUGUCCCCACCUCCCCCGGGAGCCCCUCCAACCCAGCUGAUCAUCCCUCCCGCCGUCCCCAGAAAACCCCAACAGCCGUCCAUGGAACCCCAAGUCAUCUACCGACGGCCGUCGUCCAGCAUGGCACAAAGCAAAUCCCAACCUCCUCCCUCCAACGUCCUUCACCAGGCUCACCGAGUCAUGGUCAACGGCAAACCCGACCAGCGACACUCACUCCCAAUGCCCCUGCAAUCCUCUCCUUCCCAUCACCACCCGCACCAACUAGUCCCACGACAAUCGGAUUCCCGCCUAUCCAUGCGUAAGCGAUCGCACAACUCGUCGCAGCAGCAGCAGAUUCCGGUGGCGGAGUAUCUGCUGAAAGCGGCUGCCGCCGUGGCCGUCGCCACGCACCAUCAAACUCAAGCCGUUCCAAUGGUUCCCGGUGGUGCGGUUAGUACUACGGCUGGGGUGAGUGGACCGGUGAUGACAUCGCCACCACCCCCGUUGAAACCCCGGAUGUCACUGCAGCAGCAACUACAACAACAGCAACAGCCGUUAUCGCCACUGCAGGAUCUCCAGAAUGGACCGCUGAUCUCCAUGGGAAGCAAAAGGAGUAAUUCCAAGGCCUCGUAUCUACCGCGGCAGCCACGCGAUAAGCUGCACUCCGAUCCGGACCAUGGCAGCUAUAAACUGACGUUGACCUCGAACGAGGACAGUAUCAACCACAACGACGUGUUCCCGGAGGAGAUCAUUUCCCCUUCGCCGCCCAAGUGCAAUCUGCCGGACGUGUUGCCCCCAGGGGUCAAGUACUCGCUCUACUCGAACAAUAACAACAAUAGCAUUAAUAAUAAUAACAACAACAACGGUGGUAGCCCCACGGGAGCCAAUGGAAAGCAGACGAUCGGUGUAGCUGGUGGAAAACCACCGAAAACGAUUCCCCACAGUGCUCCCAUAAUCUCCGCCAAUAGCCUGAAAUCGAUGUUCAAUUUCACGCCCCAGCAGCCCCAGCAAAAUCAGGUCACACCUCCGAGCGCCUCCUCGCCAGUGACCCCAUCGCCACCUCCUCCCCACACGGCCUACAAGCCAUCAUCCCCCUCGUCCGGAAGCCCCCCCAAUCAAGCUAUCAGCCCCAAAUACACUUCGCAGUCAACUUUCGAUCUGAAAAAGACGCAAAUUCUCGACUCCAAGUAUCUCUCGGAGACGAGCCCGGCCCAGAUCGGACUGCCUCCACUGCCGCCGGCAACCGAACCGAUCAAUAAUACCAAUUAUCUCAAUCAUCCGGCCAUAGGCGGAGGCUGCGGCCAGCAAACUGUAAAUAAUUGUAACGAAAAUCGGGAAAAAUCCGACUGCUCGGAAACCACCACAACCACUGGCACGAUCACCGUUGCUACUGAACCACCAGCGCCGGCAGUGGAAAACGGAGGCACCAACACCACCACCACAACCACCACCAGCUUCGAAACGAAGCUCGAUGCGUUUUCGGUUCAAGAGACCGACGAAGACUCGUCGAUCACCAGUAGCAACAACACCUCAAUCUGUGCGGAAGCAAACCAAUCGUCGCCGGUGGUUGCUUCAAUCGCGGAAGAAUCGAUCAUCACGACCAGCACCACCAGCACCGCGACCGUCGCGCUAGAACGUGUCACCAAGGAGAUCAACCUCGAUCCUCCUCCCCCCGCCGCCAAAGUAGUCCAACGGACGGAGAUCGUCCUGCGGGUGGGUGCCCCCACGUCGGAAGCAUCCUCGCAAACCGAUGACGAACCGGCUCUUACUGUUGUUGAAUCAUCGUCACUGAUCGUCGCGCGAUCACCCCCGACCACCCUCUCCAGCACCAGCAACUGCAGCAGCUCAUCGAUCGCCCUGGGCAUUGCCGAACUGGUGCUGCUAGAUCGGCACUCGGUGGGUACCUCGACAACGUCGGCGGGACCGUCACCGCCUAGCACACCGACGCAGCCAGCAAGCCCCAAAGCUUUCUUCAGCAAGGCGGCCCCGCGCAAGGUGCACCCGGAGGAAAUCGACUGUGAUAAGCUAUCGCACGAUCUGAUCAGCCAGCUGUCGCCCUCGGACAAGCUGCACACCAUACUGGCUCCCAAAACGUUCAAAUCGUCCUCCGAUUAUGUUUCUGACCUGUUCAACAUUCAAAUAGCGCCCCGACCGAUGAAGAAGGAUGCCUCGACGGCGACGCCGGAAGUCAGUCCACAGAAAAGUCCGCUGGAUAUUCUGACCACCAGUUCGACCUACUUUCAAGUGUCGGAACCGAAGGCCAAGCUGAUGACCCGCUACAGCCGCGAGAUGACGCUAAUCAAUGGCGAUUGCUGUGAUCUGACCAAGAAGAAGGAGGAGCUCGUCCAACGUCUUGGCAAAAAGUUACUAGUCCUGUCGAACGAGCAAACGAGCAUCGCCGAGGAGAGCAACGCCAACGACAUGCUCGGCAAUGACGUCGCUCUCAAGGUCGCCCAAAAGGUUCGACCGAGCGAUGCGUCCAAGUUCCGUUCCUACGUCGACGACGUCGGCUACAUCACGAUGUUGCUGUUGUCGCUUUCCGGCCGUCUGGCACGAACCGACAACGCCCUGCACUGCAUCGUGGACGACUCGCACCCGGAUAAGAAAAUCCUCGAGGCCAAGCGGGAUCGGCUGCUGGAACAGCUGGACGAAGCCAAACAGCUCAAGGACGACAUCGAUCGGCGGGGGGCGAUCAUUUCCAAGAUACUGGAAAAAUCGCUCACCAUCGAAGAGUACGCCGACUACGACUACUUCAUCAACAUGAAAGCCAAGCUGAUCGUGGACUCGCGGGAGAUCGCCGACAAGAUCAAACUCGGGGAGGAGCAGUUGGCCGCCCUCAAGGACACCCUGGUGCAGAGCGAAUGUUGACCGUUUGUUAGGGCACUCCCGGCUAGGGAUUGUAGAUAAAGUAGAUACAAACAAGUGAUUUUUUUUUUACUCAUGAAGUCGUGCGUUUCGGCUAGGAAUACACUGGAAGUAAAUCGCAGGCUUUGGCGCUCAAAAUUAUUUGAUGAAAUUUGUCAAAUUUCGACAAAAAACUUUACUGAACUUCAGUAAAGAUGUUCUACAAUCCAGAAGUCGGAGAUUUACUUCCAGUGUACACUCUAGAAUUAGACCAGUGUAGAAAUUUGAGUUUUUUUUUUGUGACCAAGAAACCCGAGUUAACUCUCUUCCGAGAGAGGUAAAACAAUAUUCGACCGGCUGUUGAGUAGAAUUUAGUAUUAAGGCGCCGGGGUCGCUGCAGUUAGAGCGACUCUCGCGCGCGCGAACAUUGUACAUUUUCUGUAAAUUAUGACAAUUAUUUUAUUGUACUGUACCUAUAGUAGUUUAAUGUUUGUUUAUUAUUUUCGUUUAUGUCGAAGUAAGUGUCUUUCGUGAAACCGUUUUGGAAACAUCAAAUCAAAGAGAAACAACCCACGCGCCACGCACGCAAUCAAUCGUUUAGGCCCCCAAAGAAUCAUCUAGAGCAGACGUGUGCGGAAUUAUUAGUUCUAGUAGUUAGUAGUGGUGCAGCCACAGACUGGACUGCUCUGUAAAAGUUACAAAUUUGCAAUUAACUUUACUCGUUUUGUUUACUUACGACACAUUUAAUCCCCCCGUUUUUCAAAGAACCUAGUACUAGUAAAACUGUGUUUGUGUAUGAUAAGGCGGAAAGUUCUUGCAUUUCAAUGUAUGAUGUUGAAAUUCAAAGAGUUUUUUUCAGUGCACCCCGAUUUUUUUUUGUUUGUGUUUUUAUUUUCUGUGCGUUUAUUUUCCAAAUUUGCACCGCAUUUCUCUACUUUUGCUCGCAUUUCAGGCUUUCUUCUCUUUCCUAAAUUAUUAGUUAUUAUGUUGUUUUGUGUGCAGUGCCUUAUGUUUUGUUCAUCCUCUAUAAGACGUGUAUUUAGCUUUUGCGUACUUGACGUCUGCAUUGUAGCCUAUAAGGUUUUAUUACGGUUUUAAUAUUCAGAAUUCAGAUUAGCAACUGCUUUUGAGCCUUGGUAAAACCACUUAAGGUACUUGGGAUGCUUCGGAUUGAAGCUUUUUGGUUUUGUAAUGGUUCAAAUGAACAGAAUAAGGUUUAAACACUGUUAUAAAACCUUCUUAAAGCCAAAUAGCUACUGUGACUAUUGUGUAAUGUUUUGUCAGUCGACUAUUUCAUUUCAUUUCAAAGUUACUUGUGUUUGUUCUUCAUUUGUCACCAUUCUUGAAAGUUUCCAUAAGGAACCGGUUAGCAGUUUGGAAUUCCAGAUGUCCAGUCCUUCAUGGUUUUCUCCAAGAGAUCGACCAGAUAUUCCACUAAAUAUUCCUCUAGAUAUUUUUCUAAAAAAAUUCUCUAACAAAUACACCAAUAGCUCUUCGGAAUGUUUCUGUAGAUAUUUUUCCAAGAAUUCUUCUAAAGAUUUCUCGAGAAAAUCUUACUUGCAUUAUUACCAAUUUUUUUCUUGAAUUCCUUUUAAAAUUCCAUCAAAAACUUCAAAAAAAUAAAUCAUGGUUUCUUCCAAAGAUUUUUUGCAAGAAUUUCUACAUAAAUACCUCUAAGAAAUCUUCUAAAGAUACUACAGUAUUAUUUCUAUUCUUAAGAUACUACAGUAUUUUUCUAGGAUUCCUCUAAGAACUUCACAAAGAAAUCGUCCUACAAGAUGUUUUCUUUAUCAUUUCUUUUAUUUUAGUUUUUUCAAGGAUUAUUCCAAUGAUUCUUUCGAAGAAUCCUCUAUAUUUAAAACAAAUCUGUUGGAAUUCCUCAGCAAUUUUCCGAAAAUUUUCAAAAAAAAUACUUCCAGAAUUUCUUUAAGAUACUUUCUGGGAUUUUCAGAAAGGCUCCUCCUGGUAUUUCUUCUAGGAACUAUAGGAACUACUUUGGUGUUUCAUUCAAGAAAACUUAAAUGGUUUUUCCAAGAAUGUUUUCAUGAACUCCUUCGCAAAUUCAUAUAAAAAAUUCUCCAAAUUUUUUUUCGUUCUUUUCUUUAUACUGUCUACCAGAAACUCCUCCAUGGGUUUUUCCAAGUACUCUUGCACAGAAAUCCCUCAAUAAUAUUUCCAAUUGCUUCCCUAGAAAUUUCUGUUUGGACAACUCCACAAACAGGAGAUCGGAUUCUACCUGCAAUCCUUCUAAAAACGAUAAGAAGACUUGGAAGAGUUCCAAGAGCAAUCCUUGAAGGAAUUCUUGGAAGAAUUUCUAGUGAAAUCCUUAGAUGAAUUUCUGAAGGAAUUCUUGGCAAAAUCUUGGGGGAAUACUUGGAAGACUUCCUGAAAAGAAGCUCAUGGAAGAUCUCUUGGAGGAAUCCUAGGAAUAAUUCCUGGAGUAAUCCUUGGAAGAAUUCAUUGAUAAAUCUUUGUAGGAAAUCCUCGUGAAAUUCUCGGAAUUCCUGGUGGAAUUCUUGGAAGAAAUCCUUGUGGAAUCCUUAGAAGAAUUUCUGAAGGAAUUCUUGAAAAAAAAUCUUUGGGAAUCUUUGAAAGACUUCCUGUAUGAACCCAUAGAAGAACUCCUAAAGGGAUCCUUGAAAGAAUUCCUAGAGUAGUCCUUGAGUAGAGUAGAUCCUAGAGUAAUAUCUAGAGAAUUCAUUGAGAAAUCCUUGGAGGAAUUCCUCGUAAAAAUCCUUGGAAUUUCUGAUGGAAUUCUUGGAAGAAGUUCUGGUGAAAUCCUUAUAAGAAUUUCUGAAGGAAUUCUUGAAAAAAAAAUCUUCAGGAAUCUUUGGAAGACUUCUUAAAUGAACCCAUGGAAGAACUCCUGGUGGAAUUCUCAAAAGAAUUCUUGAAGUGAUCCUUUGAAGAAUUCACUGAGAAAUCCUUGGAAUAAUUUCUGCAGAAAUCCUUGGAAGAAUUCAUAGAGAAAUCUUUGGAGGAAUUCCUCGUGGAAUUCUUGGAAGAAAUCCUGGUGGAAUCCUUAGAAGAAUUCAUUGAAAAAUCCUUGGAAAAAAACCUGAAGAAAUCCUUGGAAGAAUUCCUAGAGGAAUCCUUGGAGGAAUUCCUCGUAAAAAUCCUUGGAAUUUCUGGAGGAAUUCUUGGAAGAAUUUUUGGUGGAAUUCUUAUCAGAAUUCCUGGAGUAAUCCUUGGAAAAAUUCCUUCAGGAAUCUUUGGAAGACUUGUUGGGUGUACCCAUGGAAGAAAUUCUAAAGGGAUCCUUGAAAGAAUUCCUAGAGGAAUCCUUGGAGGAAUUCCUCGUAAAAAUCCUUGAAAUUUCUGAUGGAAUUCUUGGAAGAAGUUCUGGUGAAACCCUUAUAAGAAUUUCUAAAGAUAUUCUUGGUAAAAUUUCUUCAGGAAUCUUUGGAAGACUUCCAGAAUGAACCCAUGGAAGAACUCCUGGUUGAGCCCUCGAAAGAAUUCCUGAAGUGAUCUUUGGAAAAAUUUAUUGAGAAAUCUUCGGAGGAAUUUCUCGUGAAAUUCUCAGAAUUUCUGGUGGAAUUCUUGGAAGAAAUCCUCGUGGAAUCCUUAGAAGAUUGUCUGAAGGAGUCCUUGGCAGAACUCCUAGAGGAAUCCUUGGAGGAAUUGCUCGUAAAAAUCCUUGGAAUAUCCGGUGGAAUUCUUGAAAGAAUUCCUUAAGGAAUCUUUGGAAGAUCUCCUGAAUGAACCCAUGGAAGAACUUCUAAAGGGAUCUUUAAAAGAAUUUCUGUAGUAAUCCUUGGAAGAAUUCAUUGAGCAAUCUAAGAAGGAAUUCCCCGUGGAAUUCUUGAAGUUCCUGGGGAAAUUCUUGCAAGAAGUCCUGAUGGAAUCCUUGGAAGAAUUCCUAGAGGAAUCUUCGGAGGAAUUCCUCGUAAAAAUCCUAGGAAUUUCUGGUGGAAUUCUUGGAAGAAUUUCUGGCGGAAUCCUUAUAAGAAUUUCUGAAGGAAUUCUUGGAAAAAAAUCCUUGAAAGAAUUCCUGGAGUAAUCCUUGGAAGAAUUCAUUGAGCAAUCUUUGAAGGAAUUCCUCGUGAAAUUCUUGCAAGAAUUCCUGGUGGAAUCUUUAGAAGAAUUUCUGAAGGAAUCCUUGGAAGAAUUCCUAGAGGAAUCCUUGGAGGAAUUCCUCAUAAAAAUCCUUGGACUUAUUGGUAAAAUUCUUGAAAGAAUUUUUGGUGGAAUCCUUAUAAGAAUAUCUGAAGGAAUUCUUAGGAAAAUUUCUUCAGCAAUCUUAAUUAACCCAUGGAAGAACUCCUAAAGGGAUCCUUGAAAGAAUUCCUUGAGAUAUCCUUAGAAGAAAUCAUUGAGAAAUCCUUGGAAGAAUUCAUUGAAAAAUCUUUGGAGGAAUUACUCAUGAAAUUCUCGGAAUUCCUGGUGGAAUUCUUGGAAGAAAUCCUGUUGGGAUGCUUGGAAGAAUUCCUAGAGGAAUCCUUGGAGAAAUUCCUCAGAAAAAUUCUUGGAAGAAUUUCUGGUGGAAUCCUUAAAAGAAUUUCUGAAGAAAUUGUGGGAAAAAUUCAUUAGAAGAAUUCAUUAGAAGAGUAUUCAUUAGAAGAAUUCAAUGAAAAAUCUUUGAAGGAAUUCCUCGUAGAAUUCUUGAAGUUCCUGGUGAAAUUCUUGCAAGAAUUCCUGGAAUCCUUGAAAGUAUUCCUAAAGGAAUCCUUGGAGGAAUUCCUCGUAAAAAUCCUUGGAAUUUCUGGUAAAAUUCUUGGAAAAAUUUCUGUUGGAAUCCUUAUAAGAAUUUCUGAAGGAUUUCUUUGAAAAAUGUCUUCAGAAAUCUUUGGAAGACUUCCUUCCUGAAUACAUGGAAGAACUCCUACAGGGAUCCUUGAAAGAAUUCCUGGAGUAAUUCUUGGAAAAAUUCAUUGAGAAAUUUUUGAAGGAAUUCCUCGUGGAAUUCUUGGAGUUCCUGGUGAAAUUCUUAUAAGAAUUCCUGCUGGAAUCCUUGGAAGAAUUACUAAAGGAAUCCUUGGAAGUAUUCCAAGAGGAAUCCUUGGAGGAAUUCCUCGUAAAAAUCUUUAGAAUUUCUGGUGUAAUUCUUGUAAGAACUUCUGGUGGAAUUCUUGUAAGAAUUUCUGGUGGAAUUCUUGGAAGAAUUUCUGGUGAAAUCCUUAUAAGAAUUUCAGAAGAAAUUCUUGGAAAAAUUUUGUCCAGGAAUCUUUGGAAGACUUCCUGAAUGAACCCAUUGAAGAACUCCUAAAGGGAUCCUUGAAAGACUUUCUGGAGUAAUCCUUGGAAGAAUUCAUUGAGAAAUCUUUGGUGGAAUUCCUCGUGAAAUUUCCGGAAUUCCUGGUGGAAUUCUUGGAAGAAAUCCUGUUGGAAUCCUUGGAAGAAAUUCUGAAGGAAUCCUUGGAAGAAUUCCUCAUAAGAGUCCUUGGAAUUUCUGGUGGAAUUCUGGGAAGAUUCCUUAUAAGAAUUUCUGAAGGAAUUCUUGGAAAAAUUUCUCCAGGAAUCUUUGGAAGACAUCCUAAAUGAACCCAUGGAAGAACUCCUGGUGGAAUCCUCGAAAGAUUCCUGAAGUGAUCCUUGGAAGAAUUCAUUGAGAAAUCCUUGGUGGAAUUCGUGAUAGAAUUCUUGGAAGAAUUUCUGGUGCAAUCCUCAGAAACAUUUCUGCAGGUAUCCUUUUUUUUCCUCCCCUGUUGGGGAAAUUAAGCCACUGCGUCCAAUAGGCUGAACUUAUAAGUCUUCCUGAAUGAAUUCAUGGAUGAACUUCUGCAGGAAUCCUUAGAAGACUUCCUGGAAUAAUCCUGAAGAAUUUAUAAAAAAAAAUCCAUGGAAGAAUAUUUGAAUGAAUCCUUGGAGGACUUUCUAAAGGAAUCCUGGAGAAAACUCCUGGAGUAAUUCUUGAAAGAAUUAAUUGAGAAAAUUGUCUGAAGGAAUCCUUGGAAAAAUUCCCGGAAGAAUCGUGGAGAAAGUUCCUUAAGAAACCAAUGGAAGAACUCCUGGAGGAACCCUUAGAAAAUUUUCUGGAGCAAUUCUGCGAAAAAUUUCUGAUGAAAUCUUUGGAAGUAUUUCUUUUUGCAGGGGGAACUGUGGUCUAGAAAAUCACUGCAACUGAAUAGCUUUGCAUUUCUCUGGUGGAUUCCAAGAACACUCUCGUUAGUGACGUAGACGUUCGAUACGCAAAAGUUAAAACAUCAUUCCACCCGAAACCAAAUGUUCGAAAUUUGGUUUCACCGGUGUGUAGAAUAUAUUUUGUGAUUUGUUAUCCUAUAUAACCAAAACUCUGUCCCCUUCCAGUUCUCUUCGUGCUCGAUAGUUACUUUUCACAGAUAACUUCACAUUAAUGUAAAAAAAGAAACAAAUAGAAUCAGAUCGUAAGUCAGUCCGUCGAUUAGUCCCUACUGUAACAAAGUACGAUUGUGUGUUAGUAAAGGCAAACUUAGGUGCUUAAAUGAUUUACUUAAAGAUAGCCCACUAUUCAAACUGCUAGCAAAGGCAUCAUAUUUUACUACCCAAGCAAGGAGAGCAAAGGUGGGAAACUUUUCUUUCCUCCCCGGCUCCCCUGACGUAUGGCAACCUGCAAUAAUCGAUAAAUACCCGCAGCAGACCUUAUCCUAGAGUUACUGUUGAUUAAAUUCCUUUUUAGUUUCCUCAUCGACUAGCGCUUAGACAAUAAACUGUGUAUAGAACUUUUGCAAAGUAGAAGGUUUUCUCAAAUUUUCGCGUUUGACCCUACGACGGCCGUUUGAAAAAAAGUAUUGUGAUUUUACGGUGAAUUUUAUUACAGUGUAUCAUUUCCGUUUUAGAGUCUACGUUAGGAACCUAUCUUAAACUUAAACAAAUCUCGUAAGCCUUUACGGUCUGCUACAACAUGUGUGCAAAUAAUCAAAUUUACGAAGCAACUAGAUUCUUCCACGGUUAUCCUAACUCUAACCAUAAGUGUACGCCGUUCUCAGUGUCGCGAGAGUAGAGAAUAAAAAUUCGCUUGAAAAUUUAA